Messenger RNA from Sorex fumeus (smoky shrew), 2278 nucleotides. RefSeq names its product receptor interacting serine/threonine kinase 2 (gene RIPK2). The transcript has 11 exons. Bases 545 to 2173 code for a protein of 542 amino acids. Gene Ontology annotation, biological process: positive regulation of apoptotic process; positive regulation of canonical NF-kappaB signal transduction; protein phosphorylation. The record is from RefSeq and is a predicted model, not a curated record. NCBI's taxonomy places the organism in Eukaryota, Metazoa, Chordata, Mammalia, Eulipotyphla, Soricidae. Gene Ontology annotation, cellular component: cytoplasm. Gene Ontology annotation, molecular function: ATP binding; JUN kinase kinase kinase activity.
GCAGGCUCGAGGGGCGCCUGACAGCGUCCGUCCGCGCGUCCAGACGCCCGCCGGGAGGGACUUUCCCCGCUAGAAAACUAUUAGGAACUUCGCGCCCGGCUGGAGGAAACGGGCUCGCGGGGGGACGGGUCCUUCAGCGCCGCGCGUCCCGGGCGAGCCGCGCCUCAGCGCCUCAGCGCCUCAGCCUUCGAGCCGGACGCCCCUGCCCGCGCGCCUCAGCGCCUCGGCGCCUCACCGCGAGCGACCCCUGCCCGCGCCUCAGCGCCUUCUAGGCGCCUCACCGCGAGCGACCCCUGCCCGCGCCUCUGCGCCUCACCUCCUCAGCGCCUCAGCUUUGGAACCGGCCGCUCCUGCCCGCGCCUCAGCGCCUCAGCCCGAGCCGGCCGCCCCUGCCCGGGCGUCGGCAGACGGACGAGCCGUCCCUCGGCUCGCGGCGCGCCCAGACCCCGGGGUCGGGGGACUCCGGCCAGCGCGCGCCAUGGGCCGGCCGGCCGCCUAGUGUCGCGCCCCCACGAGUGCCCGGACGGCGGGGCGACGGGCCACCAUGAACGGCGAGGCCAUCUGCAGCGCGCUGCCCACCAUCCCCUACCACAAGCUGGCCGACCUGCGCUACCUGAGCCGCGGCGCGUCGGGCACCGUGUCGUCCGCUCGUCACGCCGACUGGCGCGUCCAGGUGGCCGUCAAGCACCUGCACAUCCACACGCCGCUGCUCGACAGUGAAAGAACUGAUGUCUUAAGAGAAGCUGAAAUUUUACACAAAGCUAGAUUUAGUUACAUUCUUCCAAUUUUGGGAAUUUGCAAUGAGCCUGAAUUUUUGGGAAUAGUUACAGAAUACAUGCCAAAUGGAUCAUUAAAUGAACUCCUACAUAGGAAAACAGAAUAUCCUGAUGUUCCUUGGCCAUUGAGAUUUCGCAUCCUGCAUGAAAUUGCACUGGGUGUAAACUACCUGCACAAUAUGAAUCCUCCUCUACUGCAUCAUGACUUGAAGACUCAAAAUAUUUUAUUGGAUAAUGAAUUUCAUGUUAAGAUUGCAGAUUUUGGUUUAUCAAAAUGGCGCAUGAUGUCCCUCUCACAAUCAAAAAGUAGUAAAUCUGCACCAGAAGGAGGGACAAUUAUAUAUAUGCCACCUGAAAACUAUGAACCUGGUCAAAAGUCAAGGGCCAGUGUCAAGCAUGAUAUCUAUAGCUAUGCAGUUAUCACGUGGGAAGUUUUGUCCAGAAAACAGCCUUUUGAAGGAGUCAUCAACCCUUUGCAGAUUAUGUACAGUGUAUCUAAAGGGCAUAGGCCUGACAUUAAUGAAGAAAAUUUGCCGUUUGAUAUACCUCAUCGAGCACUUAUGAUUUCUUUAAUAGAAAGUGGAUGGGCACAAAAUCCAGAUGAAAGACCAUCUUUCUUAAAAUGUUUAAUAGAACUUGAACCAAUUUUAAGAACAUUUGAAGAGAUAACUUUUCUUGAAGCUGUUAUUCAACUAAAGAAAACAAAGUUACAGAGUGCUUCAAGUACUAUAUAUUUUUGUGACAAGAAGAAAUUGGAGUUAUCUCUGGACGUACCUUUAAAUCAUCGUCCUCAGGAGGAAACAUGUGGAUCCUCUCAGGUUUAUAAAAGUAAUGGUUCUUCUAAUACCUCAAGAACCCUGUCAAAUCUUCAAUACAAUGAAUAUUUACCUAGGAAAACAGAAAAUAAUUCUGUGCUGCAUCAUUGUUCGGGGACUCACAGCUGGGAUGGUAAUGUUUCUGCAGCUCAAAAGGCAACAACACUCUGUGAUCACAGGACUUCCCCGUGCUCCCUAGCAGUAACAAAUCCACUCUUAGUUGAAGGAGUAUCAGUUUGUACAGAGCGAUUACAGCCUGGGAUUGCCCAGCAGUGGAUCCAGGGUAAAAGGGAGGACAUCAUCACCCAGAUGACCGAAGCCUGCCUUAACCAGUCACUAGAUGCCCUUCUGUCCAGGGACUUGAUCAUGAAGGAAGACUAUGAACUGAUUAGCACCAAGCCGACAAGGAGCUCAAAAGUCAGACAGUUACUGGAUAUCACUGACAUCCAAGGCGAAGAAUUUGCCAGAGUCAUAGUACAGAAAUUGAAAGAUAAUAAGCAGUUGGGUCUUCUGCCUUACCCAGAAAUUCUUACAGUUUCACAGUCACCAUCUUUAAAUUUAUUUCAGAAUAAAAGUUUGUAGGUGACUCUUAAAAGAAGAAAAGUUUAUUUUUAAAAAGUGUAUUUAUAUUUGUGUUGCCUUGACCAAAAUAGUUUUUUAUAAAACCCAUUUUAGUAUCUGAAGCUU